AUGGAAUUUAUUGCAUUUACAUUUAUUGAAGAUUCCAUACUACUACGACUAUUCUUGGUAUUAUUCAUUCUUUUGGUCACAUAUGCCGUUAUUAUAUACCUUAUUGAAACAUUAUUCAUUAAUCGAUAUCCAUUUGUAAACAUUAACACCGAUAAGGUUGAAGCAUCAGAUUUAUUUUUAUCAGUUAGUCUGGCUAGAAAUCAAACCACUAAAUUACUUAAUCGUGAAACAUUUUAUAAGAAUUUAAAUAAUAGUUCACAAUAUUUACGUCGUGAUAGUUAUUCGGCCAAUGAAUUCUAUUCAACCCCCACUACAAAUAUAUUUUCCUAA
This is a messenger RNA of Candida albicans SC5314, 330 nucleotides long. RefSeq lists its product as uncharacterized. NCBI's taxonomy places the organism in Eukaryota, Fungi, Ascomycota, Pichiomycetes, Serinales, Debaryomycetaceae. Bases 1 to 330 code for a protein of 109 amino acids. The transcript has a single exon. The record is from RefSeq and is a predicted model, not a curated record.